GCAGGUUUUGUUAUUGUUGAUAAUGUUAUAAACUCCUCCGCUAGUCCGGUAAAAAUCAAGAAAACUGGAGUGAAAUUCUUCAUUGUCACCGAUGAAUCUCGCUGCUUAUGGCGGAGAUCCAACGGGGAACUUACUCUGCGUUAAUUUUAAUCAAGACUGUAGUUCUCUGGCAGUUGGAUCAAAAGUCGGCUAUAAAUUGUUCUCUUUAAAUUCUGUGGAAAAGUUAGAGGAGAUUUAUGAAUAUGGAGAAACAGAAGAUAUUUGCAUAGUAGAGAGAUUAUUUUCAAGUAGUCUUGUAGCAAUUGUCAGCUUGUCUGCACCUAGAAAGCUCAAAGUUUGCCACUUCAAGAAAGGCACAGAAAUAUGCAACUACAGUUAUCCCAACACAAUCUUAGCUGUCAGACUAAACAGAGUGAGGCUGCUGGUUGUGUUAGAAGAAAGUUUAUACAUUCACAAUAUUAGGGAUAUGAAGGUUCUACACACAAUAAGAGAUACACCGCCUAAUCCAUCAGGUCUAUGUGCUCUGUCUGUCAACUCUGAUAACUGCUACCUUGCAUAUCCUGGAAGCAAUCAGAUUGGUGAAGUCCAGAUAUUUGAUUGUGUAAAUUUGAGGGCAGUCACAAUGAUUCCAGCUCAUGAUUCACCUGUAGCUGCCAUGGCAUUUAACAGUGCUGGCACAAAGCUAUCAACAGCAUCAGAAAAGGGAACAGUUAUUAGAGUGUUUUCAAUUCCAGAUGGAAUAAAGCUUUAUGAAUUUCGACGAGGAGUAAAACGGUGUGUUACCAUUAACUCACUGGCAUUCAGUCAUGACUCGCUAUUCCUGUGUGCCUCAAGCAAUACAGAAACUGUGCACAUUUUCAAACUUGAAGCUCCAAAGAACGAGCCUACAGAUGAAGCAGGCGGUUUGAUGGGUUAUUUUGGCAAAGCGCUAAAUCCCAGUAGCUAUCUUCCGGUUCAUGUCGCUGAGGUUUUCAACCAAGAGAGAGCUUUUGCUAGCGUCAGAUUACCACAAGCAGGUCUUAGAAACGUCUGUGCCAUAGCAAUGAUCGGCAAGCUCCCUCGACUGCUAGUGUCAAGCGCAGACGGUUACCUUUACAUCUACAAUAUCGACCCCGAGGAGGGAGGGGACUGUACGCUUCUCAAGCAACAUAGGUUAAUUGGUCAAGCUGAAGGUCUUGAUAAACCCUUGGAAGAAGAGAACUCCCCCACAGACCCCAGUUCUUCUCCAUCAAACAAGGAAGAAGAAUCCCAAGACACGAGAGCCCGGGCAUCUUCACAGACCAGUCAAAACUCUCCACCUUCAGGAGUAGCCACGGGUGAUUUUUCCCAAACCGCCACUGCCUUUGGUGACCCUCAGGGAUCUGGAAACUUGAGAUUGGAUGACGAAUCUGAGUACCCACCGCUGACCGUACAUAACGACUAACUUCUCCGAUAUAAAGCUUGGUAUUUUUUUCUGAGCUUUUAAUAAUAAAAACCCUGUGCAGACGGUCUUGGUUUUUAUUACCUUUGACACAAAACCGUCUGUCUCGUGUUGAACAUUCGAUUGCCAUUUGGUGACAGUUUUGGCUCUUCAAGAAUUCUUCUUCAUUUUAUUGCGCCAAGUUUGCCAACAAUGCUAUACCGUUUGAUGUGUUCUGCACUUGACCAAACAAUAACGCCAGAAAAAUCGUCGAAAAUAGGCGAUCAGUGGAAAUUUUUUUCGGAGUAGCGCCAGGUUUUACAGCGAGUUAUAAAAAAAAACCUCCCUCAAGUUGCAGAAGACAUUGAUUUUAUUUGCUUGCAUGUGAGCGAGAGUUUUGGGUAGGAAAUGGCAAAUAGCAUUUUUAAGUUAUAAAGUUGAUGUGACAAGAGAACAUGUAUCUAUCUGAUUAUCCAAAGUCCUUAAUUAAAAAAAAAGACAUAUAUUGUAUAUGGCAUAAAAUUGUUGUCUUAGAGUAACGAAACAGUUAUAGCAA
Orbicella faveolata is the source of this 1955-nucleotide messenger RNA. RefSeq names its product WD repeat domain phosphoinositide-interacting protein 2-like. The record is from RefSeq and is a predicted model, not a curated record. Gene Ontology annotation, molecular function: protein binding. NCBI's taxonomy places the organism in Eukaryota, Metazoa, Cnidaria, Anthozoa, Scleractinia, Merulinidae.